UACGUGUGUGUGUGUGCUGCCGAGAUGGGACGGCCCACCUGGACCGACUAUAUAAGAACCAGACGAUUGAGAAGAAGCCACGAAACCGACAGGAGAAGAUCCAAACACACUCAACUCUUCCAUCAACUGGACGUGUGUGAUCAGAACUGAAAGAAGCUGUCAAAAUGAAAGGCGUCCAAUAUCUCGCUGGUCUUCUUCUGUUCAUCUAUGUUCAAAACAGCAUCUGUGUCCCACUGCAAGAUGACAGCACAAGCACAGAGACAGUAGAAAGUCUUCCGGCGAGGGGUAAGGUAUUCACGACCGCGAAGAGACAUUCUGAGGGAACUUUCUCAAAUGACUACAACAGAUACCUGGAGACCAGGAGAGCACAAGACUUUGUUCAGCGGCUCAUGAACUCAAGGAGAAACGGUGUUGCAGACAACAGAGUCACUAAUUUGGCGGGCAGGAGGCAUGUAGACGGCAGUUUCACCAGUGACGUCAACAAGGUCUUGGACAGUAUCGCUGCCAAAGAGUAUUUACAAUGGGUGAUGAACUCCAAGACAUCAGGGACAAGUGGCAAACGUGGCGGAAAUCAAUGAGGAACCAGUGGGCAG
Carassius carassius (crucian carp) is the source of this 593-nucleotide messenger RNA. Its product is annotated as pro-glucagon-like. Gene Ontology annotation, molecular function: hormone activity; glucagon receptor binding. Lineage: Eukaryota; Metazoa; Chordata; Actinopteri; Cypriniformes; Cyprinidae. The coding region runs from base 165 to 578 and encodes 137 amino acids. The transcript is spliced from 5 exons. Gene Ontology annotation, cellular component: extracellular region. Gene Ontology annotation, biological process: response to starvation. The record is from RefSeq and is a predicted model, not a curated record.